Messenger RNA from Aspergillus calidoustus, 990 nucleotides. Lineage: Eukaryota; Fungi; Ascomycota; Eurotiomycetes; Eurotiales; Aspergillaceae. The record is from the annotation of a GenBank genome assembly.
AUGGCAAUGGCGGGUUCAGCGAGGAAGGAGCCAGUGCCACCGGCUGAUUGUAUACUUGCUGGAAGAUGGCAGGUGCCGCAUGUCUCCAUCUUAUCUCCACUCCCAGUCAUCCCAUCUUCCAUCUCCCCACCUCCACCCAUAAAUACUCUCCUUCCUCUUGCCUCCCUUCGGAUUCACCGCGGCAUCGCACGUAGAUUGCGCUUUCAUAAGCUGGACACUAGAGCACCCUUUAAUGCGUCCUCACGCCUCAUGGCCUCCCUCCAAGAUUACACCUUCCGCCAACGGCGCUUCGCACCUCUUAGCCAGGGCAAUCGCGAAUCAUCCGAUGCGCCUAAAUUGAAGGGUAUCGUUUUUGACGUUGAUGGAACAUUAUGUCUUCCGCAAAAUUACAUGUUUGGUGAAAUGCGUGCAGCGCUGGGGAUCAGUAAAUCAGUCGACAUUCUGCAUCACAUCCGUAGACUCCCUACAGCCGAGGAGCAGCUCGAGGCCAGCAACAAGAUCAAGGCCAUUGAGCACGAGGCGAUGCAGCACCAGGAGCCGCAGCCGGGACUGGUAGAACUAAUGGAGUAUCUGCAGGAGAGAGGAAUCAAAAGGGCGUUAUGUACAAGGAAUUUUGAAACGCCUGUUACGAAUCUCCUCCAGAACCACCUUCCCACUCAUGUCUUUAUGCCUAUCAUCACCAGGGAGACCCCAGGUCUGCUCCCAAAGCCUGAUCCAGCAGGUAUCUUGCAUAUCGCCCAUGAAUGGGGUCUCGGAAAUCGGGGUGACAACCUAAUCAUGGUCGGUGAUAGCAUUGAUGAUAUGACCGCCGGUCACACUGCCGGAGCAGCUACGGUGCUGCUGCUCAACGAUCAUAACGGUCACCUGAAGGAGCACAUGCACACAGACUUGUGUAUUGAAAAGUUGAACGAGCUCAUCGAUAUACUGGAGAAUGGAUUCACCGGUAACAAAUGUAGAGCCGAGUUCUCUGCGACUGAUGGGGAGGCUUGA